Haliotis rufescens (red abalone) is the source of this 2301-nucleotide messenger RNA. RefSeq names its product papilin-like. The coding region runs from base 1 to 1905 and encodes 634 amino acids. The record is from RefSeq and is a predicted model, not a curated record. The transcript is spliced from 16 exons. Gene Ontology annotation, molecular function: serine-type endopeptidase inhibitor activity. NCBI's taxonomy places the organism in Eukaryota, Metazoa, Mollusca, Gastropoda, Lepetellida, Haliotidae.
AUGGGGUGUCGGUUUGGCAACGCCCCGUCUGACUGUACGUGUCCACGUCGACCAGAAUAUAUCUGUGCUCAAUUAAAAUGUACAGAUGACAAGGUGUGUAAGGUGUUGUUUGGCCGAUUCCCCCGCUGUGUUAGAGAUCAGGCAGUUUGCGAACUGAGCAAGGACGCAGGGACAUGUUCAGAGCUGGUGCACCGUUUCUACUACAACAAAGCCACCAGAAGGUGCGAGGAGUUCCACUAUGGCGGCUGCGGGGGAAACGAAAACAACUUCCGGAACAAGAGGGCGUGUAUGAGAACCUGUAGGAAGAGAGGCGCCUUCUUUAACAGACCCGCUCCUCGUAAAAGGAGGUGCAGACGCAAAGGUGAGAACGGCAACGGCAAUGACAACGGUGAGAACGGCGAUGGCAAUGGCAACGGUGAGAACGGCAACGGCAAUGGCAACGAUGACAACGGCAAUGGAGAAUGUGACGAAGGGAACAAUGAUGACAAAUAUGAUGACUCGAACGACAACGACAACGGCAAUGGCAACGGUAAUGGCAACGGCAACGGUUACGACAACGGUAACGGGAAUGGCAACGGUAAAGACAACGGUAAUGGCAAUGGCAAUGGCAACGGCAAUGGCAACGACAACGGCAAUGGCAACGGAAAUGGCAACGGCAACGGCAAUGGCAACGGCAACGGUUACGACAACGGUAACGGGAAUGGUAACGGGAAUGGCAACGGUAAAGACAACGGUGAAGCAGUUUCCCAGCGAGCAUUCACUAUGAUAUCACACGGUACAGUACCGUUUACCAUUCUUACGUGUGUCAGCGUUGCUCUGGUGUCUGGUGACGAUGCAUCAAUGACGACAAUGCCAUCUUCUAUGGACACGCCCACCCCAAUUCCGAUCAUGGACUGGCAAGAUCCCCGCCCAUUUCGAGGUUUUGGCCGUGUAUUCCGACCCUUCCGAUGCCUGAUGGGGUGUCGGUUUGGCAACGCCCCGUCUGACUGUACGUGUCCACGUCGACCAGAAUAUACCUGUGCUCAAUUGAAAUGUACAGAUGACAAGGUGUGUAAGGUGUUGUUUGGCCGAUUCCCCCGCUGUGUUAGAGAACAGGCAGUUUGUGAGCUGAGCAAGGACGCAGGGACAUGUUCAGAGCUGGUGCACCGUUUCUACUACAACAAAGCCACCAGAAGGUGCGAGGAGUUCCACUAUGGCGGCUGCGGAGGAAACGGAAACAACUUCCGGAACAAGAGGGCGUGUAUGAGAACCUGUAGGAAGAGAGGCGCCUUCUUUAAGUCAGGAAUGACGUUACACGUGUGUCUAUAUAAUAAGAGUCAUCAGGAAACGUCACCACACAAGAAUAUAAUAUUCGUUUACACCACUGUUCUGAUAUUCACUAUGACAUCACACGGUGCAGUACCGUUUACCAUUCUUACGUGUGUCAGCGUUGCUCUGGUGUCUGCCGACGAUGCAUCAAUGACGACAAUGCCAUCUUCUGUGGACACGCCCACCCCAAUUCCGAUCAUGGACUGGCAAGUUCCCCGCCCAUUUCGUGGUUUUGACCGUGUAUUCCGACCCUUCCGAUGCCUGAUGGGGUGUCGGUUUGGCAACGCCCCGUCUGACUGUACGUGUCCACGUCGACCAGAAUAUACCUGUGCUCAAUUGAAAUGUACAGAUGACAAGGUGUGUAAGGUGUUGUUUGGCCGAUUCCCCCGCUGUGUUAGAGAUCAGGCAGUUUGUGAGCUGAGCAAGGACGCAGGGACAUGUUCAGAGCUGGUGCACCGUUUCUACUACAACAAAGCCACCAGAAGGUGCGAGGAGUUCCACUAUGGCGGCUGCGGAGGAAACGGAAACAACUUCCGGAACAAGAGGGCGUGUAUGAGAACCUGUAGGAAGAGAGGCGCCUUCUUUAACAGACCUUAACAUUGUAACUGUAGUAAAUCCAUGCUUUACUUGAAUUCCAUGUAGAUAAGAGCAGCAUUGUAGUAUCCACAUAAAGUUGUUCCCACGUUAUGCAUCAUUGCCAUAAUUUUUUUUAGUAUUGUCUUGAAUAUUGUCCAUAAGUCGUUUGGCAAUAAAAUGUGUUAAUUUUGAAUAGUUUUUUUCUUUUUUUAAACUCCUCGUGACCAAAAGGCUGUGUAUGUUCUUACUGAAUAUGUUCGAAUCGUAGAUUUGAUCAGAUCCUGAUCUUGUGUUUUGAGCACCAACACCUGAGGCCAAAGGAUAUACAUAUCCUGUUUUCUGAGUUGUAAAAUAACUUCAGUAUAGUCUUGAAUAUUGUCUAUCAAUCGUUUUACAAUAAAAUGUGUUAAUUUUGAA